AUGAAUACUUCAAAUGAAUCAGCAAAUUAUACUACUAUAAAUGCUAGCUCUGUGAAUUGGAGUAAUAAUCAAAUUAAUUCUUUUUCUUCUAGCUUGCGUGUGCAAAUCAAUGACUAUGACACUUAUCAAACUCUCCCAACAAGAUUGGACCAAUUAUGUACCCAAGUCACCCAAGUUCCAAUAAUCAGAAUUUACGGGUCUUUAUCGGUACAGCCUUCUUCAGAUAAUACAGAUUCACCUAACAAGAAAAAACGGAAAAUAAAUGAGACUACUUCGCCUGCAGUUUUCCAUGUGGUUAUUCAUGUACAUAAUUUCUAUCCAGAUAUUUAUGUUGACUGUAACGAAACUGAUUUAACAAAAUUGGAAAAUGAGAAGUUUAUCAAUUUAGUAACGGAUUAUUUAGAAGCCGCUUUAAAAGAAUCUUUCAAAAAUAGAAAAUCUUCAAAAAAUUUUGAGGAUGAUGAACUGAAUAAUCUUGAGAAUUCAAAGCCAUCUGGUCUACGUAAAUACAUUGCAAAUGUAUCUGUUUGUAAAGGAGUCCCUAUUUAUGGCUUUCAAUUAGGAUACAGGAUGUUUUACAAGAUAUCUUUGUUAUCGCCACUUUACAAAUCCAGAUUGGCAAAGCUCUUCCAGGAAAACACAAUCUCGUUAUUUAGAAUAGGCAUGGAAGAGAAGGAAAAUGUAAUAUACAAUCCUGAGCCAACUUACGUGUAUGAAGCUCAUAUUCCAUAUUUGUUACAGUUCUUGACUGAUUAUAAUCUAUUUGGAUGUGGAUGGAUAAACAUCGACAAGGAUUUUGUUAGUAAGGAAGAUGCAAAAACUCGAGGGUUAUAUUUUCGAUCACCAAUUUUAAGGGAUAUACAUAAAUCAUGCCAUAGUCCCAAUCACUUACAUACCCUACUACAGUUUUUAUCGAAUUAUAUUACUACUGAUAAUGUGCUAUAUAAUGGACAACUUGAUAGUGGGAACCCGUGUCCUUUCAACCGAAUUGGAAAGUCUAUUCUUGAGAUAGAUAUUACCACAAAUAGCAUACUAAACCGUGAUUGGCUCAGCCCUCGAGAACUACAUGACGAUUUCGUAGAGAAAUCAGAAUAUCUAGAAUAUAAAAGAGCAAUUGAGCUGGGUGGUCACAAGUAUGGUUAUAAGUACGAUAACGAAGGUCAGCCUAGAAUUUAUUUGUCCUCUUUGAAACAAAUUUAUAACGAUCUCAAAUAUCAGUGUCGAUCAAGAGAUUCACUGUUUGAUGUUGCUGCAGAUGUUUUGGAAACAGGACAUUCGUCUUAUUUUGGCACUGGAUCUACAAACUGGUCGAAUCAAGAUCAGUUGAAAGAGUUAUUUGAUUACUUUAAAAAGCUAAAUGGUGAAGUCAAAUUGGAUUCACCGAAUUAUUCGAAGAAAUACAUACAAUCCAGAAAGCUAAAACACCCAAUUGUAUUUGCAAGAAUGCCCACGGCUUUCCAAUUAGUUGAUAUUGAAAAAACAAUGAUACACCAUAAGCUUAAAAUGAGAGUUGGUAGUGAUUUGUUAAACUGGACUAAUUACCUUUUGUUGUUUGAGCUGCAACAUGAUCAGAAGUUAGACAACGAUAUUCCUAUUGCAAUCAAUAUUUUACCAGAAGAGAAUUUAUCUGAGAACGAGUCUUCUGACAAUAAUGAUAUGGCGAUGGUUAAUGCAAAUGUUAAUUCUAAUGCUGAUGAAAAUUUGAUUACUGAAACCCCCUUUGACGGAGAGCCUACCGAAAAUGCUCAAGAAAAUAACAACGAGGAGUCUGAUGAAUGCAAAUUAACUCAACUUCAUCAAUUUGAUGAAACUUUAAUGAGAAAUUUGACCCAAAUUGAAGCCACACAAACAGCAAAUUUUUUGGGUGUAGAAGAUUUGUCGUAUCUAGAUGACUUUUCAUUUACUCCUUCUCAAAAUCAACCUGGUUUCAAGAACUUGAAUAUGACUGAUUGCUCAUACGAAGUUCCCAUCUCUGACCAAUUGAAGCCGGAAAAUGUCAAUCGGACUUUUCAAAUGGCUGGAUUGUUAAAAGUUAAUUAUUCGGAUCCUUUCUACGAUAAUCUAAAUGAUGUUCCAACCAAACCUUUAGUGUUUGCGAAUCAAAAAAUUGUGGUGCCAAUGAAGAAUGAACUGCUGAUUCCUAGUUUAGAAAUGUCUCAAUUAAUUAAACAAACCACCCACAUCACUAAACCGAUAUCCCAAAUAUUUAGCACUUGGCAGUAUGUACCUGAUCCCCCGUCUAAACUCGACGUCAGCAAGUGGCUAAAACACGAUGAAUCACAUGCCCUUAAAAAGAAUACCAAAUACCAAUUUCAGAUAGAGCCAGGGGUUACUCAAUCCCAUGAUUAUAAGUAUUCAUAUGACUCUAUGAAAGUAUCGAGAAGACCCGACGAGUUUAAUUGUUUAACAAGUUUUCACAUGGAACUACAUGCAAAUCCACCCAAUUGCAAACUAGCGGUUGAUCCUUUAAGAGAUCCUAUUUCGUUGAUUUUUUAUUCUUUCGACGAUUCCAACGAUAUGUUUGGACAUUUAGGUUUCACAUCCGGUAUAUUGAUCUUUGAUAAUACAGGCAUUGAUUUGAAUGUGGUAGAAAGAUUGUCACUAACAUUGAAUAAGCAUAUUGAAGUCUUUGACGAUGAAUUGAAAAUGAUAACAAAACUAGUCACACUAGUUGAGCUUUUUGAUCCGGAUAUUUUGUCGGGAUAUGAGGUCAAUUCGAUGUCGUGGGGUUACAUAGUUGAAAGACUACGAGAUGUAUUUGGUAUGAACAUAAUGUUGGAUUUGAGUCGUGGAAGUUUCAAGAGUAACGGGAAGUUUGGUGACCGAUGGGGGUAUACUCACACAUCGAAUAUUAAGAUUUCCGGCAGACAUAUGCUUAAUGUAUGGCGGCCGUUAAGAUCGGAGAUGAGUCUCACCAGCUAUUCAUUGGAGAAUGUCGCCUAUCAUUUACUACACAAGUCACUACCAAGAUAUCUGAAUUAUACAUUAUCCGAGUGGCUAAAAGAAGGUAAUUUUUCCAGCCUUUUAACUGUUUUGUCUUACUACAUAAACAGAGUUGAUAUUAUUCUUAAAAUAAUAAAUGUUCAGGAAUUGAUUACUAGAAAUGUUGAACAUUCUAGAUUGAUUGGGAUUGAAUUUAAUUCCAACUUCUAUCGAGGCUCACAAUAUAAAGUCGAAUCGAUCUUAGCUCGAAUUUGCAAACCAGAGAGUUUAUUGUUGAACUCGCCCUCCAAACAACAAGUUCAUGAAAUGAGACCGAUAGAAUGUAUUCCGUUGAUUUUAGAACCGAAAUCAAACUUUUAUAAAUCGCCUUUAGUAGUAUUGGAUUUUCAAUCGUUGUAUCCAUCAAUCAUGAUUGCCUAUAAUUACUGUUAUUCAACUUUGGUUGGCAAAUUACACAAUUACCGCCCUACUAAGAAUAAUAUUGGAUAUUUACAUAAUUUGAAAAUACCCUUUGGGUUAGUGAAUUUACUUGAAAAGGAAGAUGGGUUCAAUAUAUCUCCUAAUGGGUUUGUAUUUGUGAAAAGUCAUAUUAGAAAGUCAAUACUAGCGAAAAUGUUGGAAGAGAUUUUAAGUAUUAGAAUCAAAAUCAAACAAGUUAUGAAAUUGUUCAAAGAAGAUGCUGAGUUAACAAAAUUAUAUAAUUCGAAACAACUUGCCUUAAAGUUAAUAGCUAAUGUUACAUAUGGUUACACUUCUGCCACAUUUAGUGGUAGGAUGCCUAAUUCUGAUAUUGCAGAUGCUAUUGUGUCUACUGGAAGAGAAAUUUUAAACAAAUCAAUUGAGUUAAUAGAUUCUGGGAAUUAUGGUGCUAAAGUUGUUUAUGGUGACACAGAUUCGUUGUUUGUGUAUUUCCCUGGUAAACCCAAAACAGAAGCAUUUAAGCUUGGUAAACAAAUUGCGAAAACUAUCACCGAUUAUUUCCCCGAUCCAGUAAAACUAAAGUUUGAGAAAGUGUACCAUCCAUGUGUUCUAUUAGCAAAGAAGAGGUAUGUUGGUUUUUCCUAUGAAUAUGAAGAUCAAACAACUCCCAAAUUUGAUGCCAAAGGUAUUGAAACUGUACGAAGAGAUGGAAUCCCGGCCCAACUGAAAAUGACAGAAAAGACAUUAAGAAUAUUAUUUGAGACGAAAAACCUUUCUAAAGUGAAGCAAUAUACGAUUGAUCAAUUUUACAAAAUCAUAUUCAAUAAAGUGCCUAUUAGAGAUUUUUGUUUCGCUAAAGAAGUGCGAUAUGGUACUUACAAAAAUGAAAAAUAUUUACCUCCAGGGGCUAUAAUCGCUAAAAAUAUGGCAGAAGAAGAUCCAAGAAAGGAACCUCAGUAUCGUGAACGAGUGCCUUAUGUUGUUAUCAGAGACUCGUCAAAACCAAGGAUUAAAGACCGGUGUAUUUCUCCUGAAGAUUUUAUCAGGUCAUAUGAAACUAAUCUGCCGGCUUCUCUUGAUUAUACAUAUUAUAUAACUAGAGUAUUAAUUCCUCCAUUGGAAAGAAUUUUCAAUUUAAUUGGAGUUGACGUUAACAGUUGGUAUCGAGAAAUGCCUGUGGUGAUGCGUGGUUCCCAUGUUGCAUACGCUGAAGGAUGUCUUGUAUGUGGGAACCGCUUGGAUGAUAGUGCCAAUAUUUGCCUGAACUGUCGUACAAAUGAACAAGAGGUAAUUGCUGAUGUGAUCCUGACCUCUCGAGACACUGAAGAGAAACUUGCUGAAGUUGAAAGUGUGUGUCGCGAUUGUGUCAAAGGAAACACCUCCCUGUCAGUGGGUAGUUUUAUUGAUCAAUGUACUGAUAAUUGUGUGAAUGGAGAUUGUAUGGUGUAUUAUAAUAAAUUUAAGCUUAAUAAUGAAUCGAAACAAAUUUUCUCCAAAAAAGACAAAAUCCUUCGAGAAUUGGAUUGGUAA
This is a messenger RNA of Candida dubliniensis CD36, 4893 nucleotides long. It is a transcript of the gene REV3, whose product is annotated as Rev3p. Gene Ontology annotation, biological process: error-prone translesion synthesis; double-strand break repair via homologous recombination. The record is from RefSeq and is a predicted model, not a curated record. Bases 1 to 4893 code for a protein of 1630 amino acids. Gene Ontology annotation, molecular function: DNA binding; DNA-directed DNA polymerase activity; nucleotide binding. NCBI's taxonomy places the organism in Eukaryota, Fungi, Ascomycota, Pichiomycetes, Serinales, Debaryomycetaceae. Gene Ontology annotation, cellular component: nucleus; zeta DNA polymerase complex. The transcript has a single exon.